Molecule: messenger RNA, 483 nt
Organism: Helianthus annuus (common sunflower)
Lineage: Eukaryota; Viridiplantae; Streptophyta; Magnoliopsida; Asterales; Asteraceae
Exons: 1
Coding region: 1-483 (160 amino acids)
Source: RefSeq, a predicted model, not a curated record
AUGUCGAGCCUUCCUUGUGCUCGACCACCUGUCCCCGAACCACCACUCGUUGCCCCCUCCUCUUCCACAGACACUGACGAAAAGAAAGCAGCCGACGAGAAGCAAGAUCAGCCGCUUCCGCCUCCCGAAACCUUAUGGGAUUGCCUUGAUGCCAUCGUUCUACAGUGGAUUUACGCCACAAUUUCGAACGAUCUUCUUCACACCAUCUUAAAACCAAACACUACUGCCUACGAGGCGUGGACUACUCUUGAAAACAUCUUUCAAGACAACAAGAGCUCGCGUGCUAUUCACCUUCUCCAUAAGUUCUCGAACACUCGUCUCGAUGGGUUUCCAAACGUUUCGGCCUACUGUCAACUACUGAAAAUUCUUGCCAAUCAACUAGCUAAUGUCGGAUCUCCCGUCGAUAACGAGCGGUUAGUAUUGCAACUUUUAUCUGGACUCAAUGAACAGUAUGAAGGUAUAGCAACCAUCAUACAACAAUAG